This is a messenger RNA of Phasianus colchicus (ring-necked pheasant), 6872 nucleotides long. RefSeq names its product PHD finger protein 13 (gene PHF13). Gene Ontology annotation, cellular component: nucleus. NCBI's taxonomy places the organism in Eukaryota, Metazoa, Chordata, Aves, Galliformes, Phasianidae. Gene Ontology annotation, molecular function: chromatin binding. The record is from RefSeq and is a predicted model, not a curated record. Gene Ontology annotation, biological process: mitotic chromosome condensation.
GCGGUUCGCGGGUGUCGGUGCCGCCCGGCCGCCCCCGCCGCUCCGCGCCCGCGCCCGCCGCCCGCCCAACCUCCCGCCGCGCCGGGCUAUGGACUCCGACUCCUGCGCCUCCCCGUUCGCCCCGGAGGACUUCUCCCCCACCUCCCGGAGGCACCGCACCGUGGAAGACUUCAACAAGUUCUGUACCUUUGUCCUGGCCUACGCCGGAUACAUCCCGUACCCGCAGGAGGAAACGCCGCUGAGGAACAGCCCCAGCCCUCCCAACAGCACCGGCGGCACCAUUGACAGCGAUAGCUGGGACCCCCGCUUCAAUGACAUCCCCUCCUCGGUUUCCCUUCCUGCCAAGAAUAGAAAGAACUUCAGCCAGCUGAAGCGAGCAAAGCCCUACAGUUCCCUGUUCCAGCGGGCAAAGCCCGGCAACUUCCUGCCAGAGCGAAAGCAGAUCGAUAAGAUCAGAAAGAAGAAAAAACUGAAGAGAAGGGAAACGGAGGUGUCUGCAGAGGAAGAUUACGAGGAGAAGCUGCUGGAGCUGGAGGCGGAGGACUCUUACACAGAGACACCGAUGAGCCCCUCGUCUGAGGGUGACCCUCAGUCUGUGGCUGAGCACUGCUCGGUCUGGGACUCUGACACGGCCUCCAGCGUCACCUACCCCACGGGGACGGGCGAGCAGGCGGUGGAGAUCCAGAGCGUGGGCAAACGAACGGUCAUUCGGCAGGGCAAGCAGGUCGUCUUCCGGGACGAGGACGGCACCGGCGAUGAUGAGGACAUCAUGGUGGAUUCGGAUGACGAUUCCUGGGACCUGGUCACUUGCUUCUGCAUGAAGCCUUUUGCCGGGCGGCCGAUGAUCGAGUGCAACGAGUGCCACACCUGGAUCCACCUCUCCUGUGCCAAGAUCCGCAAGUCCAACGUCCCAGAGGUCUACAUUUGCCAGAAGUGCCGGGACUCCAAGUUUGACAUUCGCCGUUCGAACCGCUCCCGGACGGGCUCGCGCAGGCGCUUUCUGGACUAAGCGAGGAGGCGCGUGCUGCUGCGCUGCUCGGGCGGCAGGUGAGCCGUGCAAAGCACAGACACCGGCUGGGGGCCGGGCACAGCUCCCCCGAACUGCUGCUGCUCAGGCCAAGGGCUGCCCAGCCUGCCUGCGGUACGGGGAUGAAGUAUCGCCAAGUCUGGAUGGCCGGGGUGGAAGAAGCAGACUGGUCAGAACUGCUGCUAGAUACCAAUUAGCUCAAGAGACAAAUUAAGCUCUCUGGGUUCAGUGGGGUUUUGUCCGGUUACGGCUAUGAGUUGGACGAUGUUUUGGGAAUGUAUAAUAUCUUUGCCACGUGUUUUUUCUCAUCCCGCUGGGAAACUGCAAACCUUCUCUGUGCUAGGAAACUCAUCCUCUGAGGAGGGAGGAGGAGGAGGGAAUCUGUGUGAAGAGUCCGAAAAGUAAAUGGCCACGUGUUUUAAUGUAUUAUUAUACCUGCCCAUUUGUCCGUAUAUAUCAAUCUUAGAUAUUCUAAGGCUCUGUAGGAGUGAGUGUGAACGCAUACCAACCUCUGUGUGAUCUGCCUCCUCUUCCACGGGCCCGGGCAGGAGGUGAGUGCUGUGAUUUGGCAUUGUGUAAUGACAGGACUUCACCCUGCUCUGGGGGACUGACUGGUGCAUUUAGAGAAAGAGAACACUCCUUUCUCUGGACAGGCAGCGCUGGCAAUUAGUUGACAUCAGAUUUCUUAGAAGUCUCUUAAUGGUGAUUUUUUGUGACUUUGUUUUGCAUGAUUGGCUCAAAUGUGUUUGGGGGGAAUACCAUUCGCUCUGUGUCCUGGCCCUUUGUUAAACUCCAAGGUGCUGUUUUAAGAUGACGAUUCUCCCUUUUCUCAGCCCAGAGUUCAAGCGUGGACUGUAAAAGAGGCUGUAGUAAAUGUAGAACCUGGCCAGUCUGGUUCGAGAUUUGAUCAUUUCCAUCAGUACUACAGCUGAGUUGACUUUGUUUCUGCUGUUUAUAUUUUGAGACUGGAUUUCCAAUCAGAAAACCAAAUUCUUUAACCUGUUGGCUGCAAAUUACAUACAAAAAAACCCCACAAAUGCAGGCUAUGCAGCUAGCAAGGUGAAGCGAAAUGAAGAUUCAUCUGGUGCUGGGAAGGAAAAGAGAGUGAGGGAGUCCAGGCUUGUUUGUGAGGCCACCAAGAUGGAGGCGCUGUCCCUCAGUGACCAAACAGAGCAAGCUGUAUGCACCGUACAACUUAGGUUUAUGAUUUUGAGACAUUUCUUCUAAGUUACACCUGAUGGAUGUGUUCUGUGUCCUGUGAGAUGAGGAGAGUCAUUGGCUGGCACUGGAGCUUAGGUGAGACCAGCUGUGCUGGUAGGAACGCGUCACGUCGGUCUGCAGACGGGCCCGGUCAGAUCCCUGCCUUACCUGAGUGCGGUGCCAGGGGGAGAUGCAGCUGGUGAGGAGCAGGGUCUCCCCAGUGUACAGUCAGGUACCCUCCCUGACGUCUCACGCCAGGCUGCCAAAGCUUCGUGCAGGCUGCUCAGCACAGCAGAGCCCCGGGGCUCCCGUGUGGGACGUGGGCACGGCCGGCUCAGGAUGAUGGAGCUGCACGCUGUGCAACUGUUCUUCAGCCUUGGUUCUUCAUAAAACUCCCAUCCCACCACACUGUAACAACUGACUCUAGGUUCUGAAAACCAGCUCCAGCUUCUGUUAAAACUUAGACCAUGACUGUGGUAUGCUGCCUUCCAGAAGCUAAGUGCAACCACCGAGGAGUUUGCCAAAGACUUGCCCCUUAUGGCUGCCUAACUGCUGUUUGCAGCCAGAAAUACAACCAAAGUUCUCUAAUGCUGCCAUUUCACUCUGCAAACAGAAAGGCUUUGGAAGAUCCUGGUUGCAAGCUGUGAGGGCUGGACCUGCUCUGAGCACUGGCAUCUUUGUGUUUACAGCGUGUCUGCAAUUCAACUGGACCUCCUGGAAUGUGUUCUGAAGUUUUUAAGUGUUAAAUGGCCAAGCGAACUGCCUCUUUUUCCCAGAGGUUAAAUACUAAUCAAUGUGACUGACUCUUGUUCUGUUACCUUUUCAGAUUUAUCCCAAUAGAUGGUGUCUGACAAGUCCAGCACAUUACAGUAUCAGCAGAGAGAAAAAAAGUAACAUCUCCAUUGUUUUAGUUCAUCACUUUCAGCCAUAUAUAAUUAUAGUUUAAUUCAGAACUUUAUUUUUUCAUUAAAACUGUUUUAAUGAACCAUGUUUUUUUUUUAAGUGAAACAAAUGAAUAAUGACUUUGCUUUAUUCUGGAUUCAAGAGUCUGCUAGCAUGAUUUACUGGUGUGCAAAACUGUUGUGCUGGGUGGCAGCAAGACGUGACCAGAAGUGCUCUUCCCUAAGUGAUAUGCAAGGUGAGGGAAGGACAGGAGGAACACCACGAGCAGAUCUCCCCUUCAUGCUCUGCCAGGGGACUGCUGUUCCUAUCUCUCUUGUCCAGCUCCUGCUGCAAGCAAGGUGAGUGUGGAGGAGUGACCUGCCAAAAGGCAGCGAGGAAGAGAGCUCUGGGGAGAACGGCUGUGCCUUCAGCAGCACGCAGCCCUGCCAGGGGCUGUUUGCAGCCAGCCUGAAGGCAGGCUUGGUGUGCAGCAGUUGGGCAUGGGCUGGGACAGAUCUCUGCUCAGGUGACAGCACUGCUGGCUGAGGUGACCUGAGAGCCAGGGCCAGACUGGUAGGACAGGGCACUGCGGUGUCAGCUUUCGCCCUUGGGCUGUGCUGCAUUUGCCUCACAAAGGCUCACCUGCCCAGCCAACCCAAAACCCCAUUAUGCCCUCUGAGAACCCCUCUCCUUCCCUGCCUGCAGAGCAGCUGCAUGCCAAACCACCACAUUGUGCCUCUCUGCCGCUCCUUAACUCCUGAACCUGCCUCACCCCCAGAGCGCUGCUCAAAGCAGUAGCCUCCCUUAGCAGCUUGGUGAACUUGGAAGACUGCUCAGCAAUUUGGAAAUGGCACUGGAUCGCCUUAAAAACUGAGUCUGUGUUGCUUACAGCUUCUGUUUUAAUUGUUGGCGAUGUAUGGAGCAACAAACAGAAGUCCCAGAGGAGGCUGCGGCUGUAAAAUGGCAGUUUCUCAUAGAACAAAGUUGUUAAAAGGAGCAGUUUCUCAAGUAGGGCUAUGCUGACAGUGUUUUUAAGGCUUUGUACUGAUUGACUGGCAGAAAAUGAAGAGGAGAGGAAGGCUGGAGUUUGGUAUUCAGCAGGAAAGAGCAGCCUGAAACUUGGGUAUAAGGGAGAUAGAUAGGCAAGGGGCUCCACCGUGUGGAUGCAAUUCAGCAGUGCCUGACUAUUGCAAACUGCAGGGAAGCAAAAAUGGAGUUUUCACGUUGACUACUGCGUAGAAGAACCUGCUGCAGGAGCAUUGUGCCUCACGGAUGGGAAAGGCCACUGGUAGUACUUACACAGAAGGGAAAAACAGAAGUCUGACUCUUUAGUGGGCUGAUACAGCAGGGAAAACAAACCACGCUUUAAGAAACUUUUCUAUGUAACAUUUAGUAAAUGAAUGGGGCAAGAUCUGUGUCAGUAAUUUUACUUCAAGAAGAAUUAUGAAUUCAAGAGACUAAAAUUAAGAUUCACCUGUCCUUUGCAUGAACCGCUUUACAACUAGACAAUGAUGGUUCUGAUACAGUGGGGGAAGAAAGAAUAGAGUGGGAAGGCAGAGGAACUGAGUUUUCUUUGCUAAGCUGUAAUGAAAAACAAAGCAUCUGCUUGAAUCUAAGCUCUGCCAGGGUGGCUGAGCUGUCCUUGGGUAUGAAUGCAUGGGCUGACUCGCAUCAGGGGAGGCUGAUAAGGUUUUUACAGCACAAGUGGUACCCAGAGCUGUGAUCCUUGUAGCCUAUCACUGGCUGAAUCAUGCUGUGACAGCAGGAGUGGAGGGCUGGCACAGAGGUGAGCAUGUAAAGGAAGAGUACAAAAAGUAAAACCUUGACCUGCAUCUCCACCACAGGAAUUCCCAGUUUAAAGGCUCAAGAUGAGAAGGCCAGCCCUCAUUAAGGUAUUUUAAACAUGAGCUAGCUCAGUUAGAAAAGGAUGCAUUCACCUCAGGUAUCUGUGGCAUUCCAAAGUUUGCAUCCAGAGAUGCUCACUACCCUGUUACUUGUUUGCACUGCAGGGGCAGUAAGGGUGUACCUUACAUCUCAGAAAUGGUCUUUUUUCAGAUGCUGUAAUUCCACAGCUCAUCUUCACAGACUGAAGAGGUUUUACAUUCACACUGCUAUUUCUCUACAUUUUUAACAUAGACAACAUGCCACUUUAAUGACAACAGAAACCGGAUCUCAGGAACUUGUCAGAAAGCAGCAUUGUUUUAUUGUGCAAACUUCUUGGUGUAUUUGCCCUGCUAGUUACAGGAGCAUGCUUUUUCUUUUUAAUUAGCAGUGUAUUGUCACUAGGUUGCACUUGCUAAUGCAGAACUCCUACUUCCCAGCACUCCCACAUGGAGCAUUUUGUUACAUCCCAGUCAACACAGAAUAACUCUCACUGCUGACCACUUACUUCAGGCAGACACAAGACAUGGAAAAGGGAAUUCUGGUGGCAUUUCUUGUCCCUUUCAACUAGCAGUACAUAUAAGUGACCACAAGAGAGCAGGAAGCAGAAUGUAACAAAGGAUGCAGUUAAAUUUAUAAAACUUGCAACCCUUACUUUAUGGAAAGAGUUUGUUUUCAAUGCUGCCCAGAAGAUGAAAAUGGGACAUGGGCUAGUUCUCAGCUGAAUAUAAUUUAUUGCACAUUUUACAUUUAGUAUCAGAAAAAAAACAGAACAUUGGUCAUAUGUGAAAUCAAGUCCUACACCAGGAACCGGUCGCAACUGAAAAGCCUUGUUUUACUUUUAAAAGUGAACACUUAGUUGUAUGAACUUGUUUUGGAGGGAGAAGUUCCUUGCAGCCUAGCUCAAUUGAGUCUGGUUUUAGAAACUUAAUUGUCCUGUUAAAAUUACUUGCAGUAGAGCAUUUAAGACCAUGACUUGAGCAGAGAGAAUGGCGGUCAAGAAGAAAAAGGGGUCAGGUACAUGUCAGGGAGUGAUUUAUGGUAAUAGCAGCAACGCACAGCCAAGAUCCUUUGUUUCCUGUCCCUCCCAUGUAAGCAAUGGAGGCUGCUCUAGGAUUCACUGAGAGCAGAGCUGUGACUCAGAAACAGCCUUGAUUAUUCCUUUUCUCUGUAAUAAAAACAACACAAAACUCCCACCAAAACUUUGGCAGUGCUGACACACACAGCAAUACCACAUGGCUGCUGCUUCCAUCUGCUGUGUCACUGGAACAGGACUAGAACUGCCCUUUCUGCUGGUAAAUUACCAGCAUGGCUUCCAUGCAGGACAAAUCCAAGAAAUUUAUGUUACAACUAAGCUGCAUCAGAAGUGGCAGCUGAAUUCAAUGUUUUCAGCUCUUUACCCCAUUUUGCACCUCUCCUCACUUUGGUCUGGUUUAUUCAUAUGAACUAUGCUCCUCUUUUCCCUAGAAAUAAGAUAAAUUGCUGUCCUUCUCUCCACUUAGCUUUCCUGGUUUCCUGAACACCUUGACAGGAAAAUGAAUUAAUAAGACAAUUAUUCCCAGUGUCCUUCUCUGGUAGAGCAGUGUUUGAAAUGAGCAGCUGAAUGGAUUCACAUGGAAGAGAUCUGUGUCAUUACAAGAAGCAAAGAACUCUGUUCCAAACAUACUUGUUCUUAACAAGUGCAUUUCAAAUACAGAAUUAGGGUGGAAAACAAUCUCUGCCCUCUUUCCAACAAAAGGAUUUACACAGAAAACUCCCAGGAGGUGGCCUUAACAUAAAGAAUUUUCACUCAGGCAUGGAAAAAGGGCAUGUUACCUACCUCAGUACACAAAGUAGUAAGAACAAGUCUCCUUUCUUGCCGAGUACAGAAGGCUAUGUGAGA